This is a messenger RNA of Theobroma cacao (cacao), 1297 nucleotides long. RefSeq lists its product as uncharacterized. The record is from RefSeq and is a predicted model, not a curated record. Lineage: Eukaryota; Viridiplantae; Streptophyta; Magnoliopsida; Malvales; Malvaceae.
AAAUAGCGACAAGUAGAAGUCAACGACAAGGAGAAUCCGCGUGAGUUUUCCCUAAAAAUCGCUGAUAUUCAAUUGCAGGCAGCUCUGAGACAGAUAAUUUAGAGGGUUCAGACUUGAAAACCAAAAGAAGAAGCUGGAGGAUCAGAUCGACGACGCUAUGGUUCAAAGCCGUGCGCUAAGUCCAGCUCAAAGAAGUGCAAAGAACGAGCGUGAUCGACAACGCAGGCGAGGGCUUAAACUGGAGUUCGAGAGACUGCAGAACGUGGCUGCUAAGUACCAGGAAAUGGCGCCUCUCUUGGACGAAUUGCGGGUCGAGGUCACGACGGUAAGAAACGUUAUUAGCCAAUUAGCCGAGGAGAGCAGAAGGCUGAACGAUGUGGAGCCACAUCUGACUAGAAAGAUACAUCAACUAGACAACAUUGUUCGUCAAAAUCAAACAGAGCAAAUAGAGAGAAGACAACUCCUUUCUCAAUGGCAGUUCAAGACGCAGGCAAUGGUUCUGCCUACAAUUGGAAAAGAGGCAAGUAACGAGCCCAUUGAUCUUGGCGUAGAGAGUUCUCGUUCUGAUAUAUGGUAUACUGACGAGUUUCUUCAAGAUUUUAUUGAGAAACUUGAUGACAAGGAGAAAAGCAGAGUGGACUUUCUAGACUUCAAAGGAUUACCAGAGGAACUGGAAAAAUGUGGGAGAUUCAGUUUACCACCUUCUCUUGUUCCCAUUCAUGAGAUCCUAGAUAAGGCCUAUGGAGAUAUUACUGCAAAAAGCAAUCAGAGCAACCCUGUAAUUAGAGAUUCCUAUAUACUGUUUUGCUCUGUGAUCAAAGAGAUGAAUGAAGUGCAACUUGAACAGGUCGACCUGGAUAAAAUGAUAUUAUGGAGAGAUGCAAUUAAUAGUGGUUUGAGCAUUGGUUUCAGGGGGAACUUUGCUAUAGAACACUUGAAGAAAAUUGCUCGCGCAUACUUUGGUUCCAAAGCAUGGAAUGACCAGGAGUUAAAGUGCUUGGAAGAGAGGAUGUCGGAAUUGAAGGCCGAACUGUAUGGCUUGGAGCAGCAGCAUUAUAGCAUCAUAGAAAGACAGAGUUCUGAGAUGUGCCGAGAAUGUCUUCAGGACCAACAAUAUUUUCAGGGCAAGCCUCUUAGCACUGGUCUGUUCCUUUCGUAGUCUCUCUUAUGGGAUUGGAUCUCUCUUGCAGAAUGGGGAGGGCAGCCUAUCUUAUGAAUUCAUUGUUCUGGCCGAGAGUCUAUGCUAUGUUCAGUAUUUACUUUCAAUAAUAAAUAAAACAUAAUGCAUUGGAUCAAA